AUGUUUUUCCUCCCCACCAUAUUAUUUUCAUUUACUACAGUUGCCAGUUUCACUUUUCUCUCAUUCUCAAGUGCCACUCCAAGACAAAUCCAAGUACCUGGUUCAAUACUCAUUGGAGGCCUAUUUCCAAUACACGAGAGUAGCAGAAAUACUUCUGGUUCUACUCUUUGUGGGCGGAUCAAGGCUGAUCAGGGAGUUCAACGGAUGGUGUCUAUGCUAUAUGCAUUGGAACAAAUCAACAAAAACCAUCGUAUUCUGCCUGGGAUUCAAUUGGGAGCACAAAUUUUAGACUCAUGUUCUGUGGAAACCCAUGCAUUGGAACAAAGUUUACUAUUUAUCCAGUCUGUAUGUGCAGAAGGAGAACAACAAUAUUUUAAUGAAAAAUUAUCUUUAAUAUCUGAACAAAAUAAUAAAGGGAGAAAAAUAGCUGCAGUUAUAGGGGCUGCUUCUUCUCAAGUCUCAGUUAUGGUAUCAUCAAUGCUACAACUUUUUAAAAUUCCUAUGGUCAGCUAUUCUUCAACGGGCGUUGAAUUAAGUGAAAAGCCUCGUUUUGCUUAUUUUUCCCGUGUCGUGCCUCCAGACAAUUUACAGGCUAAAGCUAUGGCACAUCUAGUCGCCGCUCUAGGCUGGAAUUAUGUCCAUGCAAUUGUAGAUACUGGAAGUUACGGGGAAAGGGGAAUGGAUAGUUUUCGAGCUGCUGCUACAGAUUUGAACAUUUGUAUAGAUGGAGAUGUUCAUAAAAUAAGUAGAAGAUGGACUGAUGAACAAUACGAAGAAUUACUUUUACGAAUGAGAAAUUCAAAAGCUAGAGGUGUUGUUAUGUUUGUGGAUGAAGAUAAUUUGCGUCGUUUUCUUUCUAAUCUUAAAAGGCUGAUAAUACUUUCAGAAAAGACUAAGCCUUAUAUGCCUAGACUUAGAAAUUAUUUUUGGUUCGUAGCAAGUGACAGUUGGGGUGUAAAAGUUUCUGUGGUAAAAGGAUUUGAACAUAUUAUCAACGGAGCAAUAACUGUUGCCCCAAAAGUUAGGUAUCUUCAAGGUUUUGCUGAAUAUUUUGCAGCAUUGGGACCUUCAAAUACUUUUCUUAGUGAAUAUUGGCAAUUUAUGAAUUGUUCAGAACAUUUCCAUCCAAACUUUGGGUCUUGUUUCAAAACCCAAAGUCAUUAUUUUAAACAAGAAGCUUAUGUUCCUUUUGUUUAUGAUGCUGUUCAGUUAGUAGCUAAAGCUUUGCAUAAUUAUAUAAAGGAGAAUUGCGGUUUUGAUGGUCAAUGGGAAAAUUGUGAAUUGGCCAAAAGUGGUUUCGAUGGUAAAAAACUACAAAAACUUUAUCGAAAUGUUUCGCUUAUAGAUGGCCAACCACCCCUUAUUGACGCUAAUGGUGACGGAAAUGGGCAAUACAGUAUAUUUCAGUUGGACGAAAGAGGACUUUAUCGAAGAGUUGGUGGUUGGAUAGAUAACGAACUUAUUGACCUGGAUGUGGCAGAUAUCCGAGCCGGGCUUCAGCGUAUUGUAACUUCAACUGGAACUAUUGAGGAAGACAUAAACUAUAUUCCUCUUUCGGUUUGCAGCCUACCCUGUGCAGAAGGCCAUUAUAGAGCUUAUCAAGAUCAAAGUUGUUGUUGGACUUGUAUUCCUUGCGAUACAAUGCCUAAUGCAGAAUUAAGUAUUUGUGAGCCUAUAAGACCAAUACAUUUGGAUUGGGAUAGUCCUUGGGCCUUUGUUCCUGCCAUUUUUUCUGGUAUAGGUUUGCUGGCUACUUGUGCAGUGACUGCCGUAUUUAUUCGAUACAAUUAUACACCUGUGGUAAUGGCUUCUGGCCGUGAAUUAUGUUAUUGUAUGUUGGCCGGAAUUGCUUUAUGUUAUGGAGUUACUUUUGUUUUGGUCAGUCCCCCAUCAGAAUUGGUGUGUACUUUAACAAGAAUACUUAUCGGUUUAUCAAUGGCAACUGUUUAUGCAGCAAUUCUUGUAAAAACCAAUAGAUUAACACGCGUGUUUAAGCCAAAUAGCGCUUUAAGGCCAAAAUGGAUUGGGCCUACUGCACAAGUUUUCUUUUGCGCAAUCCUUGCAUCUGUACAGCUUGGAAUUGCUCUAGUUUGGAUUUGGUUGGAACCACCCGGAACUGCUAUUCAAUAUCCAUCGCGUACUGAAGCUGUUCUAACAUGCAAAGCUACACUUUCACAUUUACUUAUUUCACUUUUCUAUUGUGGAAUUCUCAUAAUUGCUUGCACAAUUUAUGCAUUUAAAACACGCGAAAUACCUGAGAAUUUUAAUGAAACUCGACUUAUUGGAUUUACAAUGUAUUCAACUAGCAUACUUUGGCUAGCAUUUGGACCUAUUUAUUUUGCUACACAGAAUAACUUUCGAAUCCAACUCACUUCACUAUGUAUUACCAUUUCAUUAAGCGGAACAGUUGCUUUAACCUGUUUCUUUGCACCAAAGGUUUAUAUCUGCCUGUUUCAACCUUACAAAAAUGUGAGAACACGAAGUUCUGCAGUAGGGAAAUUAGUGAAUCAACAAAUGCGUUUUAUUAGGUAUUUUCAAUUUUUUAAUUUUAUGUGAGUGAUUUGCGGUGUUUUUUGAAUAACUAAUAAAAAAACCUCUAGACACCAAACCUUUAGACACCAAAGUCG
Molecule: messenger RNA, 2627 nt
Organism: Meloidogyne enterolobii
Lineage: Eukaryota; Metazoa; Nematoda; Chromadorea; Rhabditida; Meloidogynidae
Source: the annotation of a GenBank genome assembly